Messenger RNA from Saccostrea echinata, 1300 nucleotides. RefSeq lists its product as uncharacterized. The transcript has 8 exons. The record is from RefSeq and is a predicted model, not a curated record. Lineage: Eukaryota; Metazoa; Mollusca; Bivalvia; Ostreida; Ostreidae. Bases 95 to 1084 code for a protein of 329 amino acids.
GAUUUCGCAAUAUAUAAUGUGGUAAAACUGAUUAUAUUAAAGAACGAGAAAGAGGAUAUAGUUAAUUGCACAAGUUAAGUGAAACGAAGACGCCAUGAAGAUACAAAUUUUAAUAUGUUUUGCUGUCAUUGUGCUUUUGAUAGCCUUGACUGAUGCUAGAGGGGGCCGAGGGGGAAGGGGAGGACGAUUUUCCUCUCGCAGCCGUUUUUCCUCUAGAAGCCGUGCAUCAUCUAGAUAUGUGUCCAAAUUUUCGGGAAACAGGUUAUCUUCGAAAAGCAGUUUGAGGACAGCCAUAUUGUUAGGUUCAGUUUAUGGUGCCACAAGAUGGAAGAGACGGUCUAGCUUUAGGUCAAAGGGGAGUUUACCAGAAGUCUGCUACAAUGACAAAUAUGAUAAGAAUGCAUGGGGCAAUGUAUCAUAUGUGGGGAGAUUCAUUUGCCCUACAGAUGACAGUAUGGGGGAUGACCACACCUACUGCUGUGGUGAGGAGGGUCAGCAGUAUUGUUGUACAUUCUGGGAUGAUGGAGGGAGAGUGGCUGGUGUUGUAAUAGGAAUAAUUGUGGUAGCUGGGAUAAUUUUCAUUUGUUGUUAUUGCUGUAUUAAGAGACACAAGCACAGUUCAGGUUCAGUCAUUCGCAGUCCUCCAAAAAGCAACCAACACAUGACAACAGAUUACCAAGAUCAGAGUGCACCACUCAGAUCCCCCUAUAAUCAUGAUAAUGGUCCAACACCUCUUCCAAUGUCAGAUUACCCAAUGAGAAAACCUCACUAUCCAGGACAAGAGAAUGGACUGCCCCCCUCUGGUGCUCCCCCUCCCUAUGACUCUGCCACUGCUGGUCAGGGAAAUCUACCCUAUGACCCAAAUCCAACUGGGAAUUUGCCUUAUCCUGUGAAUCCACCACCAUUUCAAAAUCAAGACGGAGAGAAGCCACCCAUGUCCUCCAAUGGAUCUCUACCCUAUCCCUUACAUCCACCCACUGCACCACCCUAUGAUGGGGCACCCUACCCCACAGGCAACACUCCUUACCCACCAGCAGGCAACAUGCCAUACCCACCAAACAAUGCUCCCUACCCAAAUCAGUAAGCAUUGGGUGAGGUGCUGGGAGGGAGUUACUGUCUUUUGUGUACAAAUUGCUUGUUAUGGCAUUUUCUCUGUAAACUUGCUUUCAGAUUUUUAGCAAACUAUUUUUAUGUACAUGUAUUGAACCUUAUGAACAAAUGGUAUUUGUUUAUUUUUGUUGGACAUUAUAUUUGAUGAUUUAGAUUUGGAUAAAUUUUAUAAUUUUUGAUAAGUCUAGAA